GUUACUUUUAUAUCAUUCAAUAAUUUGACUACAGGGAAGUGCUUUAGGACUUUUAAAUAACAAUUUCGUUUGUGACGGUUGCAGUUUUUCCUACGAAUAUGUUUCGGAGCACAUGAAGUGGGAGUGCAGAAGUUCUAAAUUACCACCUGCAAGCACGUUGGUCCUUUAGCUUUGGCCACGCGCACCAUAACUCCCAUGGCGAGCAUAGAGCUGUCUUCCGGCGGAUUUAACAAAGCCCUGUAUCUCCGUUGGCAAAGAGCACUGGUACGGCUUAUAUUCAGUUUUAUCUUAGUACAUUGCGCAUGCGGACUUCAGCCAAGUGAGAAGGCGACGAGUCCUAAUGAGCUCGGCGCAAGCUUUCGGAUUUUGGUGGUGCCGGUGGCAUGGCGCUCUCGUGCAUUUCCUAUGCUUAAGGUAUCAUACGAGCUAGCGGCUCGUGGUCAUGCGGUCACGGUAUUACUGCCGCAAGUACAUGAGGCAUGGGCGCGCGACAGCUUCAAGUCCUUCGCUCGCGCUCGCGCCAGAAGAGAAAACAUUUUUUCUUCGGCUUCGUUGGAUUUGCCGAGCGGCCUUACUUUGCUACUUCGCGACGCCUGGGACAUGGAGGCCGGUGCGGAGGUGGUUGCAAAUUCAUCGCCAAUAGAACAGUUUCGUUAUGUACUGGGAAACACGUUGGAUAACUGCAGGCGAUUGCUCGCGAACGAUACCAUCAACCAACUGGUGGCUGACGGCCGUUUCGACAUCUUCUUUGGCGACAUGAUGGACUCCUGCGGCUCCACGGUGGCGGAGUUCUGGCGCCUCCCGCGCGUGGACUACGACUCUGGGGACUGCCGCGCGGGCUGGCACUUCAACAUCUACAACCAGCCCUUCUCCCCUGCGGUCACGACAUCAUAUCUUGUUCCCGUGCCAACCAACACUGCGUUGGGCCUCAAGGACCGGCUAGCCAACCUGGGCGCCACGGUGCUGCUGCGGCUGGUGCACACCCACUGGGUGCUACCCGCGCUGGAGAGCUUCCGUCGGAGCCUCAACGCAACCUCCUACCUGCGGCUGCUGCCGCCAGAUCACCCCGCGCUGCAGCAGCAGCCCCAGCUAUCGAGCGUUACAGAGGUCAACAUCAAGCGACUGCUGAUGGUGAUUGUGAAUGUGGAUUGGGCGUUCCACGACGUACGGUCCAUUGGUCCGCACUUCAAGUACGUUGGGCCCAUGAAUGCGGACGUGCCGGCUCCGCUGCCGCCUGCGCUGCAUUCCUUUGUGAGCGAGGGCGGGGAUCGAAGUGACCCACGGGUCAUCUACGUGUCGCCCGGCUCCACCUUCAGCUUUGGAGACCCGGGGCAGGCACACCUCAUGCUGGCGCUGCUCUCUCUUCCCGGCCGCUACCGCAUCGUGUGGCGCGCCCGGCCCGCGCACCGCUCGCUGCUGUCCGCCCGCCUGACCGCCCUGGGCCACCCGGGCCUCAUGGAGGUGGCGCAGCAGCCCUCCUCGCCGCCCUCCCCCUCCGCCCGGCUGCUGCUGCUGGACUGGGCGCCCCAGAACGACCUGCUGGGGCAGCCGGGGCUGGCGCUGUUCGUGUCGCACUGCGGAAUCAACGGAGUCAACGAAGCAGUCUUCCAUGGCGUGCCGGUGCUGUGCGUACCUAUCAUGGGCGAGCAGCCGCUCAAUGGCGCCAUGAUUAAGUCGUUCGGCAAUGGCAGAUCUCUGGCGUUUGCCAAGCUUAACGGCGCUAACGGCCAGACCAUUGCCCUUCAAGAGAUCCGAACCAUCCUAGAAGACCCCUCGUACAGCCUGACCUCCCUGCUGCUGUCCGCCCGCAUGCGGUCCCACCCGCUGCCGCCCGUGCUGCGGGCCGCACACUGGGUGGAGGCGGCGGCUGCGGCGGCGCGUGCGGGACCGCCCGGCUUCCUGGUUCCCGCGGAGGCGCUGCUGCCGUGGUGGCGGCUGGGAUUGGUGGAGGUGU
Molecule: messenger RNA, 1954 nt
Organism: Astrephomene gubernaculifera
Lineage: Eukaryota; Viridiplantae; Chlorophyta; Chlorophyceae; Chlamydomonadales; Astrephomenaceae
Source: the annotation of a GenBank genome assembly